Messenger RNA from Bolinopsis microptera, 1048 nucleotides. Its product is annotated as lysM and putative peptidoglycan-binding domain-containing protein 4-like. Bases 84 to 788 code for a protein of 234 amino acids. NCBI's taxonomy places the organism in Eukaryota, Metazoa, Ctenophora, Tentaculata, Lobata, Bolinopsidae. The record is from RefSeq and is a predicted model, not a curated record. The transcript has 5 exons.
CAACACUACUAUAUAACAAAUAAUUUGAGAUUUGAUGGAAUGAAAUGAUGGAGAGGAACUACACAGUACACGGUUAGGUAAACAUGACCACAGCCCGCUUACCAUACUCUUACAACAAAGGAUCAUCACAGCAGGGCUCAGUGUACAUCUUCAAUAAAGAUGAAGAUGGUUCCUCUUCAGAAAAUGAGGACAUUCCAUUAAAAUCUGUCCGUUCUAGGACAAAGCAGUUGAAAGAAGACAAGGACGUGACAGACACCAUAUCACACGUGGUACAGCCUAGCGACACCCUAUCCUCAUUAUCCAUCAAAUACAACUGCAAGGUGUCGGAGCUAAAGCGGGUAAAUCAUAUAUGGAAUGCUAAUGAGUUAUCAGCACGGGACAGCGUCUUGAUACCAAUCGUAAAACACAGCCUACUAUUAGACCGGGACAACAAUAAUGACGAUAUCGUAAAGGACACUCCCCAGCCAGUAGAUAUUAGAACUAUUAGUAUCAAGAGUUUAUCCGAUUCCGUUGACACUGAAAUGUUUCUGGACCGAAUGAACAAGGACAUAGAGACCUUGCUCGCUGCAACGCGGGAUAAAACUAAGAAAUCAUCUCUGACUGAGGUGAAAAGUGCGCUGACUGUUGAACGAAUAUUUCCUAAGCAAGUAACAAGUAGUCGCACCGGAUCGUCUUACUGCAAUUAUAUUGGAAUUUUCUUGGGGUUCUGUUUUUUGUUUGUAGGUAUUCCAGUAACGCUAGUUUAUUGGGAAGUUGUUGUUCAGCGGAUUAAGAAUGUUGGUAGAUAGAUUGCUGAUACUUUUUAAUUUUAACGGGUAUGUAAUUCAUUUGAUGUUAAUUUCCCCAAUUUUAAAUAAAGAUUCCCUUUAUUUAGUGUUCCCUGUGUGCUUUGGUAUGGCAGGUAUUUCAGGGGCAGUGUGUUAAAGAUUCCUUACAUUCCCCUACAUCAUUUUGAUUUGAUAUGUAAAUAAAACAUGAGGUAAAUUUUAUCAUUAAAUAAAUGUGAAUAUAAUAUAAGAUUUAUGAUGUCAUCCUUGACCCAAUGUUA